UUGUUAUUUAAAUUUUUAUUUAAAAUAAUUUUUAAAUUUUUAAUCCCACAUACCCGAUUUGAACAAUCAUGGAUUUAAAAAUAAAAAUAUUAAAAAACAUUUCAUUAACAAAAACCACUUCUUAACCCUAAAUAUUGUUAUCAAAGGCCGCAUAAUAUAACUCUUGCGUUAACACGAAAUCUAUUCACGGAGAGAAAUAUAAAUAAAUUAAUUGUUUGAUUACUACGCCAUAUGGUAUAACUAUAAAAAAUUAGUUCUUAAUUUUGUCUUAAACACACCAACGAAAUAAGAAUAUCUAAAAUUGAUCGCAAAAAUAUGGCAGUAUUUCUAAAGCGCAACUCCAUGACAAGCGUGUGCGUGCAUCGGCGCUGAGCAUAUUUGAAUGUCACCGUGUGUUUUACAAAAAUACGGUUUUUACAAAUAAACAUUAAACUUUUCUUUCAAUUCGUACAACUUUAAUCUACUCAAUUAAUAUGAUUAACAAAAUGCUCAAAAAAAUUAAUUUUCCACAAUUUGCCGCAUAAGAAUGCAUAGCUUCAUUGCACAAUUAGUAUUCAAUUGAAUGUAAAUCGAAUAAAAUCUUGAAUGCAACUCUGUAAGGUUUGCCUUUGCUUGGGUAAUUAAAAGGCAAUCGCUAAUUGCUAGUUUAAUUAAGCAGCAAUAUGAAGAGUGAAAAAAUGUCUUCGCCAAAACCGAAAAGGAAGCGACUAGCUUGGACUGAGGGUGCCGAGUUGGCCAUACUAGAAUUGUGGGCAGAGCGCGUAGUUGAGCUCCGUGGAGUACGUAAAAAUAUGCAUAUUUAUGAGAAAAUAUCAGAAGAGUUAGCCAAAUUGGGCUACAUAUAUAAUGCGCGGGAGGUGCAAGUGAAAUUGGCCAAUUUUUCACAGCGUUAUCGCAUCGAGAAAGCGAAUUUGUUAGAAUCUGGUGAAACGAUAUCUUCUUGGCCGCAUUAUGGCAGAGUACAUCAAAUAAUCGGGCGUUUCAAAGUAAACUCGUUUAGCGAUUCAACACUGGAAACCAUCCAAGCGGAAUCAUCUGGUGCAUCACGCCUCUCACCGUUUGUACCGCCCUCCACACCUGCAUCACCGGUCCCUUCGCAGCCGGCAUCGCCGCAUGCAAGCACUUCUACGCCAGUAACCGUGCGCAAAAAGAAGAAAGGCGUAAGUCAAUUCCAAUUGAAAGUGCUUGACAAAUUCGAGGAACUAUCAGCGGAGAUAAUACAGUAUUUAAGGCAUAGCGAAGAAAAUGAAAGACAGUUAAUUGAAGUUGAACGGCAAAAGGCGGAGUCACUGAAAAAAUUUAGUGAAGUUAACAGAGAGUUUAAAGACGCUAUUAUAAAGUUUAUACAGAAAUAAUAGAAGUUUAUUAUUUUAGUUUUUUUGUUAAUAUUAAAGAGUAAUUUUUAGCAUACUAAGUAUU
Bactrocera oleae (olive fruit fly) is the source of this 1419-nucleotide messenger RNA. Its product is annotated as myb/SANT-like DNA-binding domain-containing protein 1. Lineage: Eukaryota; Metazoa; Arthropoda; Insecta; Diptera; Tephritidae. Gene Ontology annotation, biological process: positive regulation of DNA-templated transcription. The record is from RefSeq and is a predicted model, not a curated record. Gene Ontology annotation, cellular component: nuclear body.